Messenger RNA from Psammomys obesus (fat sand rat), 1655 nucleotides. RefSeq names its product microtubule associated tyrosine carboxypeptidase 2 (gene Matcap2). Lineage: Eukaryota; Metazoa; Chordata; Mammalia; Rodentia; Muridae. The coding region runs from base 58 to 1218 and encodes 386 amino acids. The record is from RefSeq and is a predicted model, not a curated record. The transcript has 7 exons.
UUCCAGGAGUCUUCGCCGACCCGGUCCGCCGGCCUCUCCUGUGGCCUCGGUGGGACGAUGCUGGAGUCUAUUCGCGUGACGGGGAGCGGCAUAACACUGCCACCUAAACCAAAAAGCAAGGCCACGCGCCACAGUCUGACCCCUCUUUCGAAGCCAAAGCCGCAGCCGCAGCUGUGCAGAAGCUUUGAGAAAGGAGACGACCUUUCUGGGAAGAAGCUGUGCAUACUCACCGCCAUAAAGCCCACCAACCUGGAGAGGGAGAAGCUGAAGUUCUUCAAGUCAGACUACACGUACAACCCUCAGUUUGAAUAUUCCAAUCCCGUUCUGCCAAAUGUGUUAGCCAAGCACAGCAACGCCUCCGACCGGUUUCUGAAGCAGUCCAUCAAUAUUAUGGAGCUGACUUUACAGAAAUACGGAAGUUAUGAGGAAUUUGAGCAAGCUACUGGUGGUAGCUUGUUGUCUAAAACUCGAAUCUGGAGUCAUGUUAGGAAGUACAUGCUGAAGGAAGGCUGCCUUGGAGAGAUUGUAGUCCAUCUCACUGGAGACCUGCUUUCCAGGGCGUCCAUGACCGUAGUAAACGGAUGCCCGACUCUGUCCAUCAAUAUUUCCACUGCACGAGAGCACUGGCUGGAGGGAAUGCUGAGGCACGAGAUAGGCACACAUUACUUUCGGGGUAUGAAUAACCUUCAGCAGCCAUGGAACAAUUGGCUUGGCCGCAAAAAACAUGAGUUAAAGCCGAACAAUCCUACGGAGGAAGGACUGGCAAGCAUUCAUAGUGUCCUGUUCAGAAAAGACCCUUUUUUGUGGAGGGCUGCUCUGCUCUACUACACAGUCUAUCAAGCUAGCCAAAUGUCUUUCUGUGAACUCUUCAAAGAUAUUGGCAAGUUUGUCAAGGAUCCUAAUACAAGAUGGGAUUAUUGUGUAAGAGCCAAGAGAGGGUUGACAGAUACUUCCCAGCCAGGGUGCUUCAGUAAAGACCAGGUGUACCUGGAUGGGAUCCUUCAAAUCCUUCGAUUCCGAGAGUCCAUAGACUUUCAUCUGCUGACUGCCCUGGGCAAGGUAUCUUACGAAGAUGUGGAGCGCUUAAAAGGCCUGGCGGUGACUGAAAACAUGAGAGUCCCCCACUUCCUUCUAGAUCACAGCCGGUACAGGGAGCAUUUAGAGAAGAUCAUGGAGGUGAACGAGCUGACAGAUGCUGAGCUAAAAAACCUCAUUUAGAAGCAGCCCUGACUCCAGUAUCUUAGCAGCUGGGGGCACCUUGCAUCUGCAGAAUUGGAAGAGAAGAGUGGUGGCCGACCGUUUUCUCAAGACCAGCCCUCAGUAUCCAGCUGAGAUCUUAGGUGGCACAUAGACCUGAAACUGUUUUCUUAAAAUGUCUCUAUAGACUGCAGGUGGAAGUCACUUCCCUCUUCAUCCAGAUCUCUCCAGAGACAAAUGACGAUGCUACUGCUGAAGAAGACUCCAGGGUCAGUUGUAAAUUGAGCACUGAGGCCAGCUCUGGAUUGGAGGUGGCCGAAUUCUAAGCUGUGUUGUAUAAAUCCAAGGUUCUAUUUCUUCUGCUAAACAGUGAUAAUUGUUCUUCCUUGAACCACUCAUUUUGUAACACCCCAAAAGGCUAGCAAAGAGUUCUUAUUUUUCUUAUGUUAAGUAAUGUU